GUCAGCUUUACUUUCUACACUUUUGACUCAUUUGUCAUACGGAACGUGUACAAGUGUAAUUUUUUCUGAAAAACUUACAGAAUUUACAUUUAGCUACAGCACUAUCUAUCAGCCAUGGAAUUGGUGAAACGCGCAAUGCAAAUAUUGCAUCUACAGCCCAAGCCAGGUAUUUGCCAGGGCUAUUGGAUCUGCGAGCAAUUCGUGUUCGCCUGCGAGCAAAUAUGGAAGACUUAUGAUGAUUUGUAUGGAAAAGAACUGAGUAUACUUGUAAUGAUUGGAGUGUCUACGAUGUUGAAUGCGAUUAUGAUAUACUGGGUAUACAACAAAUGGUGUAAAAUUAAAAUGACGGAAGCACAACGAGUACAAGACCUGCAGUAUGAGCUAAGUAGAGAACUCGUGGAGACGCGUCUCCAAAUGGCAGAAGCCCUAGAUAGAAGAAUCGCACAGGGGUAUCGCAUGAGACUCCGAAGGAACCCCGAACCGGACGGCGCUGAUGAGGAUGGCGAAGAACUGGAACGAGCUGUUGAAAAAUUCUUGGAAACUUUGGAUAUAUAUACAGCGCAUGCAGAAUGGGAUUUGGAUACAGAAAAUGGAUCUGAUGAAGAAACGGAUUUAGAAAAGGAGAAAAAACCAGGACCACCGGCAGAAGAGCCGCAACGCAUUCCAAGACGUGGAGUAUCUAGGAUUCCGGUUCCCAUAAACCCAACUACUCCAAUGCCGAAACCGAGACCUUACCCAAAAAAAUAAGAAGUAUUAUUUAACAUUUUUUCACUUUCACUUACAUUUAUAUUUCUUUCAUAAACUGGUCCAUUUGGAAAGUUUUUUUGAUACUUCUUCAAAAUUCCUUGUCCAUUUUCCACGCAUGAUACAAAAAAUGUAAAUUUCUGUAAAUCGAAAUUAAAAUCUGGAACCAAA
Drosophila ananassae is the source of this 915-nucleotide messenger RNA. RefSeq lists its product as uncharacterized. The record is from RefSeq and is a predicted model, not a curated record. Lineage: Eukaryota; Metazoa; Arthropoda; Insecta; Diptera; Drosophilidae. The coding region runs from base 115 to 747 and encodes 210 amino acids. The transcript is spliced from 3 exons.